Messenger RNA from Arabidopsis lyrata subsp. lyrata, 2697 nucleotides. RefSeq names its product rhamnogalacturonate lyase. Bases 551 to 2578 code for a protein of 675 amino acids. The transcript is spliced from 13 exons. Lineage: Eukaryota; Viridiplantae; Streptophyta; Magnoliopsida; Brassicales; Brassicaceae. The record is from RefSeq and is a predicted model, not a curated record. Gene Ontology annotation, molecular function: carbohydrate binding.
ACAAGUGAGAUGGUAGUUAGUCGUAAAUGAGGAUAUUCUUUUUAAUACUACAGUGUGUGUUUUCAGUGACAGGUAGCAUCAAAUAUUGGAUUCACAUGAACGCAAUUUUAAUUGAUAUUUAUUUUCUUUUUACUUUUGUCAACAAUAUGUAAUAUAGGGGUUUAAAUUCGGUUUGUGACCUGUGUUGAACUGAACUGUGUUGCUGAUAAGUUAGCUAAGGAUGCACGAAUUAGGAAUAUAAACUUUGUAAUAUCAUGGAAUGUUGUACCUUAAGUUUCAAUCUAAUGAAUAGCUAAGUUGACGACAACAAAAAAAAUUCGGUUUGUGACCACUGUUAUAUGUCCUGUUUUUUUUUCAAUAAACUUUGCCGGGAAAAUAUUUACGGGUACACAAAAGUAACUGUUUGCGUGAGAAUUCACCAACAAAUGGAAUAAUAUGUUGGAUAUACAGUACUUAAUUACCCAAAAAGUAAAUUAAAAAGAAGCUCAAAGCUUAAAGAUACCACUUGUCCAAUCUUGAAGAAGAAUCAAAAGUUCUCGACAAAUUGAAGAUGAAUCAAACCUAUCCACAGAUUGUUUUUCUACAAAAGCUUCAACAUCAUAUCUCUGAAAACACACAUAAGAAAGAAAAAUAUCGAGAGAAAGUGAUGUCAAACCAAGAUUCUGUUCAGUUGGAUGUCCAAGAAAGCCAUGUGGUGAUGGGAAAUGGUAUAGUGAAAGUGACCAUAUCAAAACCAGAUGGUUUUGUCACCGAAAUCUCUUACCAGGGGGUUGACAAUCUACUAGAAACUCACAAUGAAGAUUUCAAUCGAGGGUAUUGGGACCUUGUUUGGAGCGAUGAAGGGGCGCCUGGAACCACAGGGAAAUCGGAGCGGAUCAAAGGCACAAGUUUUGAAGUAGUAGUGGAAAAUGAAGAACUGGUAGAGAUUUCCUUCUCCAGGAAAUGGGAUUCUUCUCUCCAAGACAGUAUUGCUCCCAUUAAUGUUGACAAGAGGUUCAUAAUGCGUAAAAAUGUAAGUGGAUUCUACUCAUAUGCGAUAUUCGAGCAUCUAGCGGAAUGGCCUGCUUUUAACUUGCCUCAGACAAGGAUUGUCUACAAGCUUCGUAAAGACAAGUUUCAAUAUAUGGCUAUUGCUGAUAACAGACAGAGGAAAAUGCCACUUCCAGAAGAUAGAUUGGGUAAAAGAGGAAGACCCUUGGCUUAUCCUGAAGCUGUUCUUCUUGUUCAUCCUGUUGAAGAAGAGUUUAAAGGAGAGGUUGAUGACAAGUAUGAGUAUUCAUGCGAGAACAAAGACCUCAAAGUGCAUGGAUGGAUCUCACAGAACUUGGGUUUGGGUUGCUGGCAAAUCAUUCCUAGCAAUGAGUUCAGAUCAGGUGGCUUGUCGAAACAGAACCUUACCUCUCAUGUUGGUCCCAUCAGUCUCGCCAUGUUUUUGAGUGCUCACUACGCGGGUGAGGACAUGGUGAUGAAGGUGAAAGCAGGGGAGCCAUGGAAGAAAGUGUUUGGUCCUGUUUUUACUUACCUCAAUUGCUUGCCUGACAAGACCUCUGAUCCUCUUUUGCUAUGGCAAGACGCGAAAAACCAGAUGUUAACUGAAGUCCAAAGCUGGCCUUACGAUUUCCCUGCUUCAGAAGACUUUGCAGUGUCUAAUAAGCGCGGUUGCAUCAGCGGUAGAUUACUAAUAUGCGACAAUGAUGAACUUUUACCGGCAAAUGGUGCUUUCGUAGGUUUGGCUCCACCAGGAGAGGUUGGAUCCUGGCAAUUAGAAUCUAAGGGCUAUCAAUUCUGGACAGAAGCAGAUGCUGAUGGUUAUUUCGCCAUAAAUGAUAUCCGAGAAGGCGAAUAUAAUCUCAAUGCUUAUGUGACAGGAUGGAUUGGGGACUAUCAAUACGAACAAUUGAUUAACAUUACUGCAGGCUGCGACAUUGACGUUGGCAAUAUCGUGUAUGAACCGCCCCGAGAUGGGCCAACAGUGUGGGAAAUAGGGAUACCUGACCGGUCUGCAGCUGAGUUCUUUGUUCCAGACCCAAAUCCCAAAUACAUCAACAAACUAUACAUUGGUCAUCCUGAUAGGUUUAGGCAAUACGGGCUAUGGGAAAGAUACACAGAACUAUAUCCUAAGGAAGAUUUGGUGUUCACCAUUGGCGUCAGUGAUUAUAAAAAAGAUUGGUUCUUUGCACACGUUACCAGGAAACUGGAAGAUGACACAUAUCAAAAAACGACAUGGCAAAUCAAGUUCAAGCUAGAGAAUGUGCAGAAAAACAGCACAUACAAAAUCCGGAUCGCACUAGCAACAGCAAAUGUAGCAGAAUUACAGGUGAGGAUGAAUGAUGAUGACACUGAAAAGAGUACUCCUAUGUUCACAACGGGUGUAAUCGGGCACGAUAACGCGAUUGCAAGACAUGGAAUACAUGGAAUCUAUAGGCUUUAUAAUGUGGAUGUACCAAGUGAGAAGCUUGUAGAAGGAGAAAACACUUUGUUCUUGACACAAACCAUGACCACCACUGGAGCCUUUAAUGGUCUCAUGUACGACUAUAUCCGCCUUGAAGGACCUCCUUUAGAUUCAAACUCUCACUAAGUUACUUUUUGUUAUCAAGACUUUGUCACAUUAUUAUAUAUGCAAUUUGUAUUUGCGGGUUACUAAUAGUCAAAUAAGCAUUAAAUGGGCCUUUGUCUUGGGCCUUCUUUCUAAUCUCA